AUGGUUAUAACGAGAAGUGCAGCAAAAGCAAUCGCUCUGAAAGAAGCUCAAGCUAAAGACGGAGAAAACGACGCCCAAAACGGGAACAAAAGACGCUCACUUGCGCAAACAAAGACGAAUCGUGUAAAGGCCACCAAGCGAAACAGUAUUCGUAUACCGUGGAAAACCACGAAUUUGGAUGAUCAAGUUUCAAGGAAGAAGCAGCAAAAAAGAAGUUCGUUGUAUUCCUUGAAGAAUCCAACAAAAUCGCGCACGAAGCAACCGAAACCGAAGCCAACGAAAAACCGAAUGCGGGAGAAAAUCAAUGAAAGAGGAUGUGUCGAUAACGCUUCUGGAACCGCACAAAAUAACUCCAAAUCUGCACGCUUGAAUGCUUCUCACAAAAGUGAAAAAAGAAAAUCAAGAAAAAGUUAUUGUCCUAAUCAGUAUAAGGAACGGUGUUGUUCGCGCUCUAAAUCAUCCAGUGUUAAUGAACAUACUCAGCACGAAUCUGGCGAUAAGUCGUCGGAUUCACUACCAAAACAUGUUCGAGUGGCAUUAACGUGUGGAGUGAUUAAGGCGAUUGCAGAGAAAUUAAGAGAUUACGAGGAUAAUGAACGGAUAGUCGAAAUUUACAUAUCUUCAUCUGAUAUUAAGCCGCUACAUAAAAUUCUACUGAAACCGUCAACUGUUCAGGCCACUAAUUUACCAGACGACGCACUUUUCAUAAGGCAACCGGGCAAUGAUAUUGGUGAACCGUUGGCGCUAUCAACGCCGCGAAUCAGAAACCGAACUCCUCAGUCAGCCUUUAACUGA
This is a messenger RNA of Anisakis simplex (herring worm), 795 nucleotides long. The record is from the annotation of a GenBank genome assembly. Lineage: Eukaryota; Metazoa; Nematoda; Chromadorea; Rhabditida; Anisakidae.